AUGCGCUGACAGGCCAGGUCUGCGGCUGGGCGCCGCGCAGGGAAGACCCGGAGCAGCGGAUUUACCUAAGGAAUGGGCCGCGCGGUCUUGCUGCGCAUGCUCUGAAGUAGCGCCCCUGAGCGUUCCGCAAGGCCGGCUCCCCGGCGGGGUCGCGCGCGUGGUCACGGUGUUCGGUCACGGGGCUCGCUCCCGAGGGGCAGGUCGGGGCUGGGAGCUGGCGCCGGGGUCCGGGUGGCGGCGGCGUCCUGGGCCGCGAGGUCGACGCCCGCUGCUGCAGCGGCAGAGGCUGAAGGAUCCGCCGCGGCGCUGUCGCCGGAGAGGGAGGGCCCCGCUGUCGUCGUGCUACUGGCGGGACGUGUGGAAGGAACAAGGCUGAGGUUGGGGCUAGAUUGCGGAGUGUUUAUGACGCCCAGCUGAUGAUGCACUAAGGCUGGAGAUGGAGAUGAUUUAAUUGGGGAGAGACAUGCUGAAAGUUAAGCCUUAGGAAGAGUGACCUGUCAGCACCCUAUGUGGAGAAUUGGAGUGGCUGCUUGCCAAAGCUGGCAAGAUCGUUCCGAGGCUUUGGCUUGGGCUAAAGAGGUCGUGGUGAAACCAGCCCAGAGAAGUUACGGGAUUUGCCCCCGGGUCUCCUGCCCAGCAAGCCAGGGCCGUGACCCAGGUGUGGGGGAUGAUGGUGACGCUUCUCACUCACGUGUGAAGUCUCAUUUUGUUGCCUAGGCUGGAGUGCAUUGGUGUGAUCUUGGCUCACUGCAACUUCCAUCUCCCCGGUAGGUUCCGUCAGUUCUGCCUCAGCCUCCUGAGCAGCUGGGAUUACAAGCAUGCACCACGCCCGACUAAUUUUUUUGUAUUUUUAGUAGAGACAGGGUUUUACCGUGUUGGCCAGGCGGCAAACUGGGAUUACAGGCCUGUGCUACCAAGCCCAGCUAAUUGUUGUAUUUUUAGUAGAGACAGGGUUUCACCAUGUUGGCCAGGCCGGUCUCAAACUCCUGAGCUCCACCUUACUGGCUAACGGCUGGAACCCGUGGUGACCUCAGAAUUCUCCACACACCACCACAGCCCCGUCCCCGACCAGCCGAGGCAGCAACAGCAACAGCUCCGGCACAAGGACGGAACCACUGCACUCCAGGUUCCUUGCUGGGUACUGAGCGUGGCCUGAGGGACAGGCCCUGGGUCCCGGGAUGCCCCUGCCCGAGCCCAGCGAGCAGGAGGGCGAGAGUGUGAAGGCCGGCCAGGAGCCAUCCCCCAAGCCAGGCACGGACGUCAUCCCGGCAGCCCCCAGGAAGCCCAGGGAGUUCUCCAAACUGGUCCUGCUCACAGCCUCCAACCAAGAUGAGGAUGGGGUGGGAUCCAAGCCCCAGGAAGUGCACUGCGUCCUGUCCCUGGAGAUGGCUGGCCCCGCCACCCUCGCCAGCACCUUGCAGAUCCUGCCGGUUGAGGAGCAGGGAGGGGUGGUCCAGCCAGCCCUAGAGAUGCCUGAACAGAAGUGCAGCAAGCUGGAUGCAGCCCCUCAGUCCCUGGAGUUCCUGAGGACACCAUUCGGGGGCCGCCUCCUGGUGCUGGAGUCCUUCCUGUACAAGCAGGAGAAGGCAGUGGGGGACAAGGUGUACUGGAAGUGCCGCCAGCAUGCUGAGCUGGGCUGCCGGGGCCGGGCCAUCACCCGAGGCCUGCGGGCCACAGUGAUGCGGGGCCACUGCCACACGCCCGAUGAGCAAGGCCUGGAGGCCCGGCGCCAGAGGGAGAAACUGCCCAGCCUGGCCCUGCCAGAGGGCUUGGGAGAGCCCCAGGGUCCUGAGGGCCCUGAGGGCCCUGGAGGCCGAGUGGAGGAGCCCCUGGAGGGGGUGGGCCCGUGGCAGUGCCCUGAGGAGCCCGAGCCCACUCCUGGGCUGGUGCUGAGCAAGCCGGCCCUGGAGGAGGAGGCGGCACCCCGAGCCCUGUCACUGCUGAGCCUGCCGCCCAAGAAGCGCUCGAUCCUGGGGCUGGGACAGGCCCGGCCCCUCGAGUUCCUGAGGACGUGCUACGGGGGCAGCUUCCUGGUACACGAGUCGUUCCUCUACAAGCGGGAGAAGGCUGUCGGGGACAAGGUGUAUUGGACCUGCCGGGACCAGGCACUGCAUGGCUGCCGGAGCCGGGCCAUCACCCAGGGACAGCGGGUGACUGUGAUGCGUGGGCACUGCCACCAGCCCGAUGUGGAGGGCCUGGAAGCCCGGCGGCAGCAGGAGAAGGCCGUGGAGACGCUGCAGGCGGGGCAGGACGGCCCUGGGAGCCAAGUGGACACACUGCUCCGAGGCGUGGAUAGUUUGCUCUACCGCAGGGGUCCGGGUCCCCUGACUCUCAGCAGGUCUCGGCCCAGAAAGCGAGCAAAGGUCGAAGACCAGGAGCUGCCAGCCCAGCCCGAGGCCCCAGACGAGCACCAGGACAUGGACGCAGACCCUGGAGGCCCUGAGUUCCUGAAGACGCCCCUGGGGGGCAGCUUCCUGGUGUACGAGUCCUUCCUCUACCGGCGGGAGAAGGCGGCUGGGGAGAAGGUGUAUUGGACCUGCCGGGACCAGGCCCGCAUGGGCUGCCGCAGCCGCGCCAUCACCCAGGGCCGACGGGUGACUGUCAUGCGUGGUCACUGCCACCCGCCCGACCUGGGAGGCCUGGAGGCCCUGAGGCAGCGGGAGAAACGCCCCAACACGGCGCAGCGGGGGAGCCCAGGAGGCCCCGAGUUCCUGAAGACGCCCCUGGGGGGCAGCUUCCUGGUGUACGAGUCCUUCCUCUACCGGCGGGAGAAGGCGGCCGGGGAGAAGGUGUAUUGGACCUGCCGGGACCAGGCCCGCAUGGGCUGCCGCAGCCGCGCCAUCACCCAGGGCCGGCGGGUCAUGGUCAUGCGCAGGCACUGCCACCCACCGGACCUGGGCGGCCUGGAGGCCCUGCGGCAGCGGGAGCACUUCCCCAACCUGGCGCAGUGGGACAGCCCAGAUCCUCUCCGGCCCCUGGAGUUCCUGAGGACUUCCCUGGGGGGCAGGUUCCUGGUGCACGAGUCCUUCCUGUACAGGAAGGAGAAGGCGGCUGGGGAGAAGGUGUACUGGAUGUGCCGGGACCAGGCUCGGCUGGGCUGCCGCAGCCGCGCCAUAACCGAGGGCCACCGCAUCAUGGUCAUGCGCAGCCACUGCCACCAGCCUGACCUGGCAGGCCUGGAGGCCUUGAGGCAACGGGAGCGGCUCCCUACCACGGCCCAGCAGGAGGACCCAGGGACAUCAAAGACGUCAGACUGGAUGGCGAGUCCCAGUGAGGCGAUGUGGGCAGAGGAGCUCUGAGCCGCCCACCCAAGGUGGCUUCACAUCCACACAGGCACUUCCCAUCCACUUAGGUUUGGCUUAGCAGAAACUUCUUUUCAUUCUUCCAAAGCAUCGAUGGUCUUCGCGUCUCCUCAGGAGGUCUCCCAGGAGGAAUUCUUGGAUGGUGUCCUCGUGUCGGCGGAGAACAGUGCUCAGAGCUGGCGCUUGCAGACGCAGCUGUCAUGGGGCAGGGCGGUGGCGCCUUCCUGACCUUUGGAAGACAUGACAAAGCUGCCUGGACACGGACGCCCCUGCUGUACGGCCACAGCACCCCUGGGUUUGCAGAGCACGCAGCCUUCCUAGGGCUUUCCACCUGGCGAGGCCCCGCUCUGCUCAGCACGGUGCAAAGUGAAUGCCGCUGUCUUGGAGCCUGGGCACGUUUGGGGAAGUUCCUGCUUCAAACUGAGCUGCCCCGCAUAGGCCAGGUCAACCCACACCAAUCUUUUCUGGACAGCUGCUGGGUAGGCCUUCCUGGUCUCUGGCCGCCUGCUGCCAGGGUGUGGCCAUCCCCAGCAACCGGAGCCGGCCAAACCAGAGGCCUCGCUCUGCGCUCCACACUUUGCUUUCUGUGCUCCUUCCAAGUUAAAUUAAACCCCCUCUCCACGAUUCCCACGGCAGGCGUCAUUCCCCGAGACGGGAGCCAGUCCAGGGGUCAGCAGGAGCCAGCGCUGGGCACACGUGCCCUGGCUGAGGCCAGCGGCAUCCUGGGUGGCCCAGGUCCAUCCUGGGCAGCAAAGGCGUGUCCCCUUCUGUCAGACAGCUUCACAGAGUGUGGCUUCACCAGUCAGAGGGAGCAGUCCGGAGAGGCAAGAUGACCCCACCGGGACUGCAGAGCCUCCUGCUUACUAAUAAGGACCUGUCCGCAGCCGCGAGGUCCUUCACUCCCACCCUGUAAUUGUGGGGAGAGUGCCAGCAACAGGCCUGUCCCCUGGCAAGUUGGCCACGGAACCCACCAUGCACUGCAAGGCUGUGACAGCCUGGGCACCCCUGCUUCUCCUCUGCUUGUAUGGUUCCCCCAAUAAAUCCUAUUUUCCAUCUCA
Pan troglodytes (chimpanzee) is the source of this 4360-nucleotide messenger RNA. RefSeq names its product FLYWCH-type zinc finger 1 (gene FLYWCH1). Bases 1179 to 3299 code for a protein of 706 amino acids. The record is from RefSeq and is a predicted model, not a curated record. Lineage: Eukaryota; Metazoa; Chordata; Mammalia; Primates; Hominidae. The transcript has 12 exons.